Molossus molossus (Pallas's mastiff bat) is the source of this 4165-nucleotide messenger RNA. It is a transcript of the gene WNK4, whose product is annotated as WNK lysine deficient protein kinase 4. Lineage: Eukaryota; Metazoa; Chordata; Mammalia; Chiroptera; Molossidae. The transcript has 19 exons. Gene Ontology annotation, biological process: positive regulation of sodium ion transmembrane transporter activity; intracellular signal transduction; negative regulation of sodium ion transport. The coding region runs from base 83 to 3799 and encodes 1238 amino acids. Gene Ontology annotation, molecular function: ATP binding; chloride channel inhibitor activity; protein serine/threonine kinase activity. The record is from RefSeq and is a predicted model, not a curated record. Gene Ontology annotation, cellular component: cytosol; cytoplasm.
CUGCGCACCCAGCCAGUACGUCUGUCAGGCCUCCUCCUCUCCGGCAGCCCGCCUUACCGCCCUGCGGCGCCGGUCCGACUUCAUGCUGGCACCCCCGGCCCCAGAGACCGCGGUGCCCAUGUCCCAGGCGGAGGCCGACCUGGCCCUGCGGCCCCCGCCCCCUCUCGCUGCCACAGGGCCGCCCCGCCUCGGGCCCCUUCCUCGCCGUGCGCGCCGCUUCUCCGGGAAAACUGAACCCCGGCCGCGUUCUUCCCGUCUCAGCCGCCGAAGCUCCGUCGAUUUGGGGCUGCUGAGCUCUUGGUCUCAGCCAACCUCACCAGUUCCGGAGCCCCCCAAUCCUCCGGACUCUGCUGGUCCCGAUCCCCCCAGGAGCCCACCGCCCAGCUCCGAAGAGCCCCCCGAGGGCACGUGGACCGGGGGAGCCCCGGUGAAGGCUGCAGACUCUGCGCUUCCAGAACUCGCGUGCUCUUCAGGAGGUCCGGGAUCCCGGGAACAGCCGAGGGUCCCCGAAGCCGCAGCCCAGGAGCGGCGGCGGGAGCAGGAGGAAAAGGAGGACACUGAGACCCAGGCCGUGGCAACCUCCCCAGACGGCCGAUACCUCAAAUUUGACAUUGAGAUUGGACGUGGCUCAUUCAAGACGGUGUAUCGAGGACUAGACACCGACACCACGGUGGAGGUGGCCUGGUGUGAGCUGCAGACUCGGAAACUGUCUCGAGCCGAGCGGCAACGAUUCUCAGAGGAGGUGGAGAUGCUCAAGGGGCUACAGCACCCCAACAUCGUCCGCUUCUAUGACUCGUGGAAGUCAGUGCUGAGGGGCCAGGUUUGCAUCGUGCUGGUCACUGAACUCAUGACCUCCGGCACGCUCAAGACAUACCUGAGGCGGUUCCGAGAGAUGAAGCCCCGAGUCCUUCAGCGCUGGAGCCGUCAAAUCCUACGGGGGCUUCAUUUCCUGCACUCCCGGGUACCCCCUAUCCUGCACCGAGAUCUCAAGUGCGACAACGUCUUUAUCACCGGCCCUACGGGCUCCGUCAAGAUCGGGGACCUGGGCCUGGCCACGCUUAAGCGUGCCUCCUUUGCCAAGAGUGUCAUCGGGACCCCGGAGUUCAUGGCCCCAGAGAUGUAUGAGGAAAAGUACGAUGAAGCCGUGGACGUGUACGCAUUUGGCAUGUGCAUGCUGGAGAUGGCUACCUCCGAGUAUCCCUACUCCGAGUGCCAGAAUGCAGCACAAAUCUACCGCAAGGUCACCUCGGGCACAAAGCCGAACAGCUUCCACAAAGUGAAGAUGCCGGAGGUGAAGGAGAUCAUUGAAGGCUGCAUCCGCACCGAUAAGAAUGAGAGGUUCACCAUCCAGGACCUUCUGGCUCACGCCUUCUUCCGAGAGGAGCGUGGCGUGCAUGUGGAACUAGCAGAAGAGGAUGACGGCGAGAAGCCUGACCUCAAACUCUGGCUACGCAUGGAGGAUGCUCGCAGAGGAGGACGCCCACGGGACAACCAGGCCAUUGAGUUCCUAUUCCAGCUGGGUCGAGAUGCUGCUGAGGAGGUGGCUCAGGAGAUGGUGGCCCUGGGCUUGGUCUGCGAAGCUGAUUACCAGCCAGUGGCCCGUGCAGUACGUGAACGGGUGGCUGCUAUCCAACGAAAGCGUGAGAAGCUGCGCAAAGCUAGGGAGUUGGAGGCCCUCCCCCCUGAGCCAGAACCCCCACCAGCAAAUGUCCCCACGACUCCUGGUCUCCCCAGUUCCUUCCCCCCGGAGCCUGAGGAGCCAGAGGCAGACCAGCACCAGCCGUUCCUCUUCCGCCAUGCCAGCUACUCAUCUACCACCUCGGAUUGCGAGACUGAUGGCUACCUCAGCUCCUCCGGCUUCCUGGAUGCCUCAGACCCUGCCCUUCAGCCCCCUAGAGGGGUGCCAUCCAGCCCCGCUGAGUCCCAUCUCUGCCUGCCCUCGGCUUUUGCUCUGUCUAUUCCACGUUCUGGGCCUGGCAGUGACUUUUCCCCUGGAGACAGCUACGCCUCAGAUGCAGCAUCCAGCCUUAGUGAUGUGGGUGAAGGGAUGGGACGCAUCAGAAGACCCCUUGGGAGAAAUCUCCGGCGCAGACCCAGAUCCCGGCUUCGGGUCACUAGUGUCUCAGAUCAGAAUGACAGAGUGGUUGAGUGCCAGCUCCAGACGCACAACAGCAAGAUGGUGACCUUCCGAUUUGAUCUGGAUGGGGACAGCCCAGAAGAAAUUGCAGCUGCCAUGGUGUAUAAUGAGUUCAUUCUGCCUUCGGAGCGAGCUGGAUUCUUAAGCCGGAUUCGGGAGAUUAUCCAGCGAGUGGAGACCCUGUUGAAGAGAGAUACUGGCCCUGUGGAGGCUGCUGAAGACCCCUUGGGCCCUCAGGAGGAGCCAGUACCAUUGCCUGUCCUCCCAGGCCCCCUCUCCAACCCAUCCAGUGCAGAGCUCCAGAGCACUACCUCCCUGGAGCAGAGCAGUUGGGCAGCCUUCUCCACCUUCCCAUCUUCUGGAACCCCCUUGUCUCCUGGAAACCCAUUUUCUCCUGGAACCCCUGUUUUCCCAAGUCCCAUCUUUCCCAUCACUUCUCCCCCAUAUCAGCCUGGCCCCUCCCCACUUUCUCCAAUUUCUUCCCAACUCUCAAAUCUCUCUCCACACCCUCCCAGCUCUCCACUUCCCUUCUCCCCAAGUACAUCCCAGUUUCCAGUCACAUCCUCUCAGUUUCUGCAGAGUUCUCUCCCCAGUUCACCCACCGUCUCCCCCAGCUGUUCCCAGGUCACUCUCAUACCUCAUUCCUUUCCUCCGUGCUCCUCCUCUUCUCCCCUCCCCUCUACCACAGCAGCCCCUCUCCUCUCUCUGGCUAGUGCCUUCUCACUGGCUGUCAUGACUGUGGCCCAGUCCUUGCUGUCUCCCUCACCUGGGCUCCUUUCCCAGUCUCCUCCAGCCUCUCCUGGUCCCUGUCCAAGCCUGCCCCUUCCUCCUCCCCUUGCUCCUUGUGGCCAGGAGAGGCCUUCACCUUUAACAGCUGAGUUGGAGAGUGAGGCCUCCCCAAAUCCUGCUCGGCCACUCAUGGGUGAAGCCAGACUGGCGCCCAUCUCUGAAGAGGGAAAGCCCCAGCUUGUUGGGCGUUUCCAAGUGACUUCAUCCAAGGAACCAGCUGAACCUCUUUCCCCACAACCAACAUCCCCAACUCUCUCUGGUUCCCUGAAGCCUCCAACCCCUCAGCUAACCUCAGAAAGCUCAGACACAGAGGAUAGUGCUGGAGGCGGGCCAGAGGCCAGGGAGGCUCUGGCCGAGAGUGACCGUGCAGCCGAGGGUUUGGGGGCUGAGGUUGAAGAGGAAAAGGACAGUGGGAAGGAGCCCCAAGUGGGAGACAGCUCCCCACCCCAGAGCCAUCCCAGCCCAGUGUGGAUGAACUACUCCUAUAGCAGCCUGUGUCUGAGCAGUGAGGAAUCAGAGAGCAGUGGGGAGGAUGAAGAAUUCUGGGCUGAACUGCAGAGUCUUCGGCAGAAGCACUUGUCAGAGGUGGAGGCACUACAAACACUACAGAAAAAGGAAAUUGAGGACUUGUACAGCAGGCUUGGGAAGCAGCCCCCACCGGGUAUCGUGGCCCCUGCUGCUAUGCUCUCGAGCCGCCAGCGCCGCCUCUCCAAGGGUAGCUUCCCCACUUCCCGACGCAACAGCCUGCAGCGCUCCGAGCCCCCAGGCCCUGGCAUCAUACGAAGGAACUCCCUGAGUGGCAGCAGCACCGGCUCCCAGGAGCAGCGGGCAAGCAAGGGGGUGACAUUCGCCGGGGAUUUUGGCAGGAUGUGAAUUCAGAACAGAAGCCCCGUGUCUCCCCCACACCAGGACCCACCAUGGAGCUCAUGCUCUCAGAAUGUGCUAAUCAACACAACUCUGCAAGGAAGAUCUCAGCACUGAGGGAGUAGAAGGACAAAGGGGCAUGGAGAGUGCUGUUCUAUUAUAGGGGAGAGCCAAGCAUGUGAGAACUAUUUGCUGUGUGUAGAAGGCACAAAUUCUGCAGCCUACCAUCCUCGUCCCUGCCAUCUCCCCAGCCAAGUCAACCACUAAGCAAUCCCACCCAAGCGCAGAUGCUUCCACAGGUUAUAAUCCCAGCUGGGCAGCGGACAGGGUGUUCUCACACAGAAUUAGCAGCAGCCAAUAAAAAAUACUGGAAAC